AUGUCGGUCAGUUCCCCGCUCGCCAGCAGCGGUGAGAGGGAGCAAUAUGGCCCGCAGGAACAGCGGCAAUAUGGAUUCGUUCCCGUUCAAAUGACAAAUUUAGUUCCCGUACGCGUGGUCAGUGUGCACGGCGACUUUUUCGAUAUGGAAAUACAUCAGGACGCACCGCUGCAUAUAGUUCAGAGAGCAGCUGAGGACUGCUUUAAGGUCCGCCCUGAGUUGCAGUUACUGACGCACAACCGGAAGCCAAUAAACCCCAAUCAGUCUCUGAGGCGCAAUGGUUGUCUGCUAUUGAAAGGCGAUCCGUUUGUCAAAAUUGUGCUUGAUGUGAAGAAGGGGUCAAGGCUAAACAUUGUCUGCCAAAUGGCCCACUGCGAACCCAUACCGCUCGCUUGCGAGGCUGAAGACACGAUUUGGGAUGUCAAAAAGAAGUUCUGCUCAUCUUUAGAAAAGUCGGAGGUCACACCGCAGCGCAUUCGCCUGUUGUGGCGCUACUGGGAGCUGAACGAUAAGGCCACAGUUGACUAUUACCACAUCCCCACCAAUUCAAAACUGACUGUGAUGAAGAAACGGGACAUCUUAGGGGGACAACAAACAGAAAGACGCAGGGCGCCCUCACAGAGACGGAGACAAGAUGUCCAGAGACGUCACGAACGCUGCGACGCCGAUACCGAUGAUGUGGCAGCGUGGCCGAAAGCACCAUCAGUUGUUCCACCAUACGAAAAGUAUAGACAAGCAUCCGGCCGUGAACCGCUGGAAGGCGAAGAUAAUCGCUCAAAAACGCCAAAUGCGAAUGGUAGCGCCCAAGUGGUGGAAGGUGGGGCGGAUCGGGACAGCCAUCAUCCCCCAAUUCGGGCGUGGCCCGCCUUGCCCCAAGAGCAAUUUGGCCGGGCUGUAAUUCCUCUUUAUCCGAUAGUCCCGCCCCUCUCCGGAGGAAGUUAUUAUAGAGAGCCUCGCGCACAAACGCCCGACAGGCGACCCGCCGUAGUGCCGGUGGCAGAGGCAACACAAGUUGUGGAUUUUACCGAGGUUCAACGCCUGAGGAUGGAGGUGGAGGAGUUAGGACGGCGUAUGGAGACCUGCGUCACAGAUCGGGCGGAGUUUUCGGCGAUGGAGGAAUCAUUCCGCGCCGCUGUGACGCGAGUGUCGGAAUUGGAGGCAUCCGUUGGCCGGGUUCAGAACCUACUGAAACGAGCGCUUCACUUGAUGUGA
This is a messenger RNA of Trypanosoma brucei brucei TREU927, 1212 nucleotides long. RefSeq lists its product as hypothetical. The transcript has a single exon. Gene Ontology annotation, molecular function: protein binding. Bases 1 to 1212 code for a protein of 403 amino acids. The record is from RefSeq and is a predicted model, not a curated record. Lineage: Eukaryota; Euglenozoa; Kinetoplastea; Trypanosomatida; Trypanosomatidae.